AAUAGGACGGUGACUCUCAAAGAAGUGACAGGACUUUUCUACUGGGGUUCCAUGGCAAAAGAUGUAAACAAAUGGAUUGACAACUGUGAAGAAUGUCAGAUCCGUCCAAAAUAUUGUUCUUCCCAAAAGUCAAAUUACUGCAUUUGCUACGGAUGUGAGAGUAGCCUGGUAUCAAACAGUGAAGACGAGAGCCUGACCUUUCACAGGUUCCCCAAAAGUGAUGACGAGAGAUUCAAGCUUUGGAUCUCCUAUACCAAACGGGAUCCAUGGUCUUUAACCAAAACAUCUGUCCUGUGCUCCAAGCACUUCACAGAGGACUGCUUUGAUCACUCGGGAGGGAGUGUAUCUCUCAAACCCGAUGCAGUCCCCACUGUGGCAAUGGCAUCAGACAUUCAACAGGAGAGCAAUGAAGAUGACGCUGACCCUUCCCAAGACCUGACAGAAGAUCAUAUAGAGCAUCCGUAUGCGAUGGAUUCAGAGAGGGCGGAGUUGAGGGGUUUGGGGGAAAAUGACCCAAACAGUAGGAAGGAUCUUGCUUUCUCUAGGUAUGAUGCAGUGGAGAGGUUCUUGAGGACAGGGACAUUUUCAAAGGAGUUGAUGCAGGACAUGAGACACUAUGUCAGAAGAGCCUCAAAGCACUACUGUCUGGAAGGUGAUGUUCUGUACUACUGCAGAGGAACUGGACUCCGAAGAGUGCUUCGAAGUCGAGCGCAUGUCAAUACGGUGUUGAGGGAACAUCACGAUAACCAAGGUCAUUACGGCACACAACGAUGCAUAAGCAACAUCACUGAGAAGUUCUACUGGGGAUCACUGAAAAGGGACACUGAACUGUGGGUUGGCAACUGUCAACUCUGCCUGAAUAUGGAUGAAACAUCCCAGAAUUUCCACUGCUCUGUGAAGGGCUGCAACACUCAAAAUGGGCCGGUGGAGAGAAGUCUGGGCCUGACCUUUCAUCGGUAAGGGGGCGUCCAUCCACACGGCAGUGGGCCCUCACAUCCCGGCUACUUGUUAAAUUAAAUGCCACAUAGUUGUGGUGCCAAUACUACUAGACAUUUCAAAGUUGUUGUAUGAGGGAUAGGGCAUCUCAAGCAAAAAUACUGUUGUACAGAAGAAUUGCACAUCGCCACACACAUUUGUGAUAGUAACAAAGUUAUGUCUCUGGUAGUAACGAUUUAGUUGGCAAACAGCUUUUAGUAGUGUGUUACUAAGCCCAAUUACAGGCACCCAAUAAGAAAACAAAUGUAUUCCUGUGUGUAGGCUGCACCCGAGUAUUAAUUGCAGGGCUGCAGACAUUUUACAAAAACAAUGUAUGUACUGCAGUGAAUAGUCAUGAAAUUAUGGUAGUCAUAUUAAUGCCAUUUGAUUUCUCAAGAUUUAUUUUUAUUGGAUUUUGCAAGCUGAUUUAUCAGGAAAUACAGAAUAGACAUAU
This is a messenger RNA of Clupea harengus (Atlantic herring), 1429 nucleotides long. RefSeq lists its product as uncharacterized. The record is from RefSeq and is a predicted model, not a curated record. The transcript is spliced from 4 exons. The coding region runs from base 52 to 960 and encodes 302 amino acids. Gene Ontology annotation, cellular component: cytoplasm. Lineage: Eukaryota; Metazoa; Chordata; Actinopteri; Clupeiformes; Clupeidae. Gene Ontology annotation, molecular function: D-aminoacyl-tRNA deacylase activity.